ACGCCCAUUCGACGCUACUUAUGCACCCACAGGGUUCAGGGCUGAAGCUUGUAGUCUCCUGGCCUGCUGCGAAAACGGUGGAGAAAUGACAUGCGUCUGUGUCUGCUCAACUUUGUAUGAAGCAACAUGGUCUGGUAGCAGUUGAGAGGAUGGGGAUUUUCACUCGUCUUUUUCUUGUGCUCUGGAAGAACAUCACAUACCGCCGGAGAAACAAGAUACAACUGAUCAUUGAACUCUUCUGGCCGCUGUUCCUCUUCCUCAUCCUUAUUUCUGUUCGACAUUCACAUCGUCCUUACAAACAAAGCCAGUGUCACUUCCCCAACAAAGCCCUGCCCUCCGCCGGCACAUUGCCUUGGAUUCAAGGUGUUGUUUGCAAUGUCAACAAUCCCUGCUUCCACAGCCCCACACCUGGAGAGACCCCAGGCCAAGUUAGCAACUUUGACAACUCCAUACUUUCACGUGUGUUGGCAGACGCCCAGACUGUUCUAUCCUAUAGUGGAAACUACCCUUUUGCUGGCUUCCAGAACCUGCUCAACAGUCUGCGGCGACUCGGAGAGAAACCUGAAACAUGGCCAAUUGAGGACUUCAUGAGAAAUAGUGAAAAGUUCUCCUCCUUCCUUCUCAACAAUGCCAGCCUUUCUCCUGAGACAGUGACAAAGCUACUGAAGGCUCGGCUUAAUUUUCAGGUUGUGGCCGCAGCAGCAGGAUCACAGAUGCAAAUUAAAGAUUUGGUUUGUAACAAAAGCAUGCUUGGACCAUUCCUGACAGAUGAUGGGGACGAAGAAACAAUGAUGGCUUUACAGACUCAGCUUUGUGAUCUUCCUGCUCACAUCCUAGAUGACGCAGAGCGCCUGUUUUUAUCCCAACUGGACCUGAGCAAGAUCCUUAAUAGGGACCUUCUGCUGUCCAACUCUGGUGACUUCAUGGCCGUCAGUCAGUCUGCUGGUGCUGUCUUUCAGGAUAUUGCUGUUAUGCUGGAUUAUUUGUCGUCGUUCUCUAGUUUUCGAGAAUUGAAUGCUGCACUCCACGUUCUUUCUCCAUGGAACAGGACAUCAAACCCGAAGCAGAAUUUUAAAACAUUUUCAAAUAUCAUAUGUGGUCAGAAGACUUUUGAUGGUGAGCAAAUCCCAUACUUGAACUGGUAUGAACUCAAUGACAUCAAGUCUUUCAUGGGCCGAAAUGGCACUGAGGACAAACAUUUGGACCAGCAUAACAAUACCACUCCUUACUGUAAAAAGCUCAUUCAAAGUUUUGAGGACGACCCUUUGUCUCAGAUUGUUUGGCGAGGACUCAAACCUAUGUUUAUUGGAAAAGUGCUGUAUGCACCAAAUACACCAGCUGUGCAACAGGUUAUGAAAGCGGUGAAUGAGACGUUUAAGGACUUUCAGAUUCUCCAGCAGCUAAAUGCAACCUGGACUGAGGUGGGACCCCAAAUAAAGAAGUACAUGAAGAAUAGUUCAGGGAUUCAGCUGCUUCAGAAUCUGUUGAAGUGGCCAGAGUUUGCAGUGUUACUUGACCUGCGUUUGGAAAACACUUCUUGGACGGCUUCCCGCCUUGCUCAUUUUUUAUCCACUGACCCGAGUCCCGGAAGCCCAGGUCCCCCAACAUGGCUUGAUGUUUACAAUAACUUCUCCCAAACUCUGGCAAUACUUGCCCAAGUUACAGAGUGUUUUUCACCAAAUAAGCUGGAAGGACUGGAGAGCGAAGAGCGAUUAAUCGAUCGAGCCCUGGAGCUCAUAGAAGACCGACAGUUUUGGGCAGGUGUUGUUUUCAUGCUUCCCAACUCAUCAUCAGAUGUUCUGCCACCUCAUGUGGUCUACAAGAUUCGGAUGGAUAUUGAUGAUGUUUCCCGCACGCAUAGAAUUAAGAGCAGGUUAUGGAAUCCUGGUCCCAGAGCCAACCCAUUUAAUGACCUGCGCUACAUUUGGGGAGGCUUUGUUUACAUUCAGGACCUGGUGGAGAGAGCUGUAACAGCCGUUCAGACUGGAGUUUCACAGACAACCGGCAUAUAUGUUCAGCAAAUGCCCUACCCCUGCUUUGUUGAUGAUGUGUUUCUACGUGUGUCAAACAAUUUGCUGCCUCUCUUCAUGACGCUUGCGUGGAUCUACUCAGUGGCCAUGCUUAUUAAGGGUCUGGUGUAUGAGAAAGAGGCAAGACUAAAAGAAACUAUGAGGAUAAUGGGCCUGGGCACUGGAACUCUGUGGCUAAGCUGGUUCAUUACCAGUAUUGUCCCCUUCAUGGUUUCUUCGGGACUCCUCAUCAGCAUGUUGAAGUGGGGAGAAAUACUUCCAUACAGCAACCCUGCUGUAGUGUUCCUCUUCCUUUCGGCAUUUGCGACUGCUACCAUCAUGUUGUGUUUCUUCAUUAGCUCUUUCUUCUCCAGAGCUAACUUGUCUGCAGCCUGUGGGGGCCUAAUUUAUUUUGGCCUCUACCUCCCAUUUGUUCUCUGUAUGGCUUGGAGGGAACACAUUAACACUGUUCACAAAGUGCUGGUGAGCUUUCUGUCUCCUGUGGCCUUCGGAUUUGGUUGUGUGCUUUUCUCCCAGUAUGAGGAGCAGGGUGUUGGGGUGCAAUGGUCCAACUGGAACACGAGUCCAGUAGAGGGAGACACGUACAGCUUUGUCACAUCUAUAACCAUGUUGUACUUGGACGCUUUCAUCUAUGGCACUUUGGCGUGGUAUAUUGAAGCCGUGUUUCCAGGUGAGUAUGGAAUCGCCAAACCCUGGAACUUCAUCUUCAUGAUGAAUUACUGGGGCGGAGUCCCAUUGGAGACUGGGUUGCCAAUCCCACCUGCACCAACAGAGCAGGAUGAUGAUCACAUUGAACCUGAUCCAACUGGGCUGGUUCUUGGUGUGAGCAUACAAAACCUGGUCAAAAUCUACAAGAAAGGAGCCAAACUAGCCUUAAACCACCUUAACCUGAAGUUCUUCGAGGGACAGAUAACCUCUUUUCUGGGCCACAAUGGAGCUGGCAAAACAACAGCAAUAUCCGUGCUGACCGGUCUGUUUCCGCCCUCCUCUGGAACGGUAUAUUUCAAGGGGCUGGACAUUCGCCAUGACAUGGACAUCAUUCGGAAGAACCUGGGAGUUUGUCCUCAGCAUAAUGUCCUGUUUGACAUCCUCACUGUGGAGGAGCAUGUAUGGUUUUACGGUUGUCUCAAGGGUUUGUCAGCGGCCGAGGUGAGGGCCGAGUUGGACACUCUGCUUAGUGAUAUCGACCUGCUGGAUAAGCGUCAUGAACUGACCAAAAACCUCUCAGGUGGGAUGCAGAGGAAGCUGUCAGUGGCAAUUGCCUUUGUUGGAGGUUCCAAAGUGGUUGUUUUGGAUGAGCCUACAGCUGGUGUUGACCCCUACUCUCGCAGAAGAAUUUGGGAUCUGUUGCAAAAAUAUCGCAAAGACCGCACAAUCAUCCUCUCCACUCACUACAUGGACGAGGCUGAGCUGCUGGGUGAUCGCAUCGCCAUCAUCUCUCACGGAAGAUUGUGCUGUUGUGGAACACCUCUCUUCCUGAAGUCCAAACUUGGAUCAGGCUAUUACCUCACCCUGGUCAAAAAGGAAGGACUGACCAAGAGCACUCACAGCAGCACCUGCACUAACAAACUGACGUCUCUGACCAAGUGUGGUGAGUUGUCAAUUAACCAAGACACCGCUUUGGAAAGUGAGUGUUCAUACCUGGCAGCUUUAUUGUCCCUGGCACAACACCAUAUACCGGGUACUCAACUAGUUGAAGAGUCGGGGAGCGAAGUCGUCAUCAACUUUCCACAGGCAUGUGCCAAGGACAGCAGCCUUGGGGUUUUCCUGUCCGAGCUGGAUCAGAGGAUGGGGGAGCUUGGAAUCAGCAGCUAUGGUCUGUCAGACAGCUCCCUGGAAGAAAUCUUUCUCCGAGUGGCAGAGGAUAAUUCAGAUGCUGAACUGCGGCAUGCAUCACAAGGGGAGCAGACGCAACGUGUUGAGAAUGGAGCUCAGGUGACCGACCCACUGAAUUUAGAUGAACACGUUGAGACACCGGUGACCGGAUGGUGGCUGGCCUGGCAGCAGUUAAGGGCUUUGUUUAUCAAACGUUGGCAUUACGCCUGCAGGAGCAGGAGGGGAGUGUUCGCACAGAUUGUCCUCCCUGCUGUGUUUGUCCUUGCUGCCUUAAUCUUCAGUGUCAUUAUCCCUCCUUUUGGAGAUAACCCAUCUCUGGAGCUUCAGCCCUGGAUGUACGGAGAGCAGUUCACCUUCAUUAGCAACGAUGCGCCAGGACAAUCAGUGAUGGUCAAUCUGUUGGACGCCCUACUCGAUGAGCCUGGGUUUGGUACCAAGUGCAUGGAAAAAGAAGGAAAAGAAGACAACAUCAACAGCUCAGAGUGCAGUAGCCCACUGGGUGGAAUGUUCCUGCGGCCACAGGUCUCUUAUUCAACCUGGCAAAUGUUCAACAAGGGAAACUGGACCAGUGAGAGACCAUCCCCCAACUGCCACUGUAGCACAGACAAAAUCAACAGGAUGCUCCCUGAGUGUCCCCAAGGUGCUGGCGGCCUACCUCCUCCACAGAUAAAGAGACCAACUGGAGACAUCCUCCAAAAUCUGACAAGUCAUAACAUCACAGAUUACCUGGUCAAGACGUACACACAGCUGCUCAAGAAAAGUAUGAAAACCAAGAAGUGGGUGAAUGAACUGAGAUACGGAGGGUUCUCUCUUGGGGGUAAAACCUCCCAAAAUGUGUUUGAUAUCGAUCACGUCCAAAGUUCGAUUUUAGCGCUCAGAAAGCGUUUCCACGUUCCAGAGAAUAGUUCUUUGGACCAUUUCCUCAAGAUAGUGCCCAGUUUUUAUGCAAGCCUCAAUAGUAGAGACAACGUUAAGGUGUGGUACAAUAACAAAGGCUGGCAUGCAAUGGUAUCAUUUGUAAAUGUGAUGAACAACGGCUUGCUGAGGGCCAGUCUGCCACCUGGUCCAGCCAGAAGGAGACAUGGAAUCACUGCCUAUAAUCACCCACUCAACCUCGACAAGGAGCAGAUCACCGACAUGGUCAGGAUGACCACAACUGUUGAUGCCCUGAUCUCCAUCUGCGUGAUAUUUGCUAUGUCCUUCGUUCCUGCUGGCUUUGUCCUUUUCCUGAUUGAGGAGCGAGCCAGUAAAGCCAAACAUUUGCAGUUUGUCUGCGGAGUCAAACCCAUUCUCUACUGGCUGGCGAACUUUGCUUGGGACAUGAUCAACUACUGCGUCCCGGCCACCAUGGUGAUUCUAAUCUUCCUGUGUUUCAACCAGAAAGCCUACGUUUUGGACACCAACUUGCCCGCUCUAGCUCUACUGCUUCUGCUCUAUGGAUGGUCCAUCACACCUCUAAUGUAUCCGGCGUCCUUCAUCUUCACCGUCCCCAGCACUGCAUAUGUUGUUCUCAUUUGCAUUAACCUCUUCAUCGGAGUCAACGUUAUCAUUGCAACUUUUGUUUUAGAGCUGUUUAAAGACGAGUAUCUGAACGAAGUGAACAGACACCUGAAGAAGAUUUUCCUCAUCUUCCCUCACUUCUGUUUGGGACGAGGACUCCUAGAUAUGGCCAAGAACCAGGCCAUGACUGAUGCCUUUCAGAGAUUUGGUAGCAAACGGGCCAUGGAUCCUCUUGAGUGGGACGUUUUAGGGAAGAACAUCAUCUUCAUGCUGAUAGAGGGAAUUAUCUUCUUCAUUUUAACCAUUUUACUUGAGUACAAGUUCUUUAUCCACCUCAGGCCAUGGUGGACUAGACCUCUGAUCCCGCCUCAAGCUGGUCCCGAAGAUGAGGACGUGGCUCAGGAGAGACAACGAGUCAAAAGUGGCAGCGCUCACUCUGACAUCCUCACCAUGGUGGACCUGAGCAAGAUUUACAAGGCGGGCAAGAAGCCUGCUGUGGAUCAUCUCUGUCUGGGCAUUCCUCGCGGUGAAUGUUUCGGCCUGCUCGGCGUGAACGGUGCUGGGAAGACGUCAACGUUCCGCAUGCUAACCGGUGACACACCUAUCUCUUUUGGAGAGGCUUUUAUUCAUAACUACAGUGUACAGACAGAAAUGGAUAGUGUCCACCAGUUGAUGGGAUACUGUCCUCAGUUUGACGCCAUUAGCGACCCACUUACAGGAAGGGAACAUCUGGAACUCUAUGCACGACUGCGGGGAGUCCCUGAGCACUCCGUCAGGAAGGUGGCUCAUUGGGGCAUCCAAAAACUGGGGCUGACCCAGUAUGCAGAAUGGCAGGCCGGAACCUACAGUGGAGGACGAGCCCACCACAGGCAUGGACCCCAAGGCAAAGAGGUUUUUGUGGAACUGCAUCCUCAGUGUGACCAAGGAAGGACAAGCUGUUGUUCUCACCUCUCAUAGCAUGGAGGAGUGUGAGGCUCUGUGCGCCAGGAUGGCCAUCAUGGUGAAUGGAAAGUUCCAGUGUCUGGGAUCAGUGCAACACCUGAAGAGCAGGUAGUGUCAGUCUGACAACACGUGUCAACAGUUGAUCUCUGGUUUUUGUGUUAGCUACAAUGUAAUAGCUUGAGUGGAGUAAUAGGGCAGUUCUCUUUUGAAUAUGGGUUUUUAUGGUCAGAUCAGCUGAUUAGGUCAUGAGAUUAGUUUUAUUUAAAGAAAGAGAUGGACAUCUCUGCUGAAUAAUGAGCUAUGUUUUCUUGGCUUUCUUGUUGGGCAGGGUCACUUGUGUGUAAAACCUGUGUCCCUUGUUUUAAUAAAAUGUACUAUUGAUAUGGUUUGUAUUUAUCAAUAUUUUUUUAAUUAAAAUUGAUCUUUUGCUAUUUUCCUGACUCCUGGCGGAGUGUUGCAGACAUCCUAUUACCUGUUGCUUUGCGCUUGCCAUGGUCUCUUCUAACUGGAUGUGCUAAAGCUAAUUACAAAACUAGUAAGUCGAUGCUUUGACCGUCUCCACUGACUGCUGUAGCCCGACUAGUCACAGAAGGUUCUCCCUCAUUCCUUGUGUCCCCACCGGACAUAGUACCCUUUUUCGUAGGCAGAGAUGUUGUGACAUUCCUCAAUUCGUUGUUUCAACAAGGGCAUCCGUAGUGCAGUUUUAUCAUCUGUGGUCGGCAUGUGGCUCAUGAUUGCAAUGCAGAACAACAGGAUGAAGUUCUGGACAAAAUUACUCCAAAACAAUAGAAGAGACUGAUCAUGUUUUGAAUGUAUGCACACCGAGUUACCUACGACAGGUGCCUAUCACAAGUUGCGUAUUUGAAUGAAAUUAGUUGCAAGUGAAACUAUGUAUCAGUUUCUCAAAUGAAUUCAUGAAAAGCCCACAAUUUGCAUUCCACUGUUCGGAGAGCAAAGAGGACCGGACCACAUGGAAGCCAUUUGCUGGCGAGGGAUUUCAUCAGGAAGCAGUAGGUUAAAGGGGUUGCUGGACUGUUUUGAGAAAGUUAAUAUAAUCUUUUUCUUACUUGUAACAUUUAAACUGCCUGGCAUGAGGGGGAUUAGCUGCUCCGUGCUACACAGCGAUUGGUCAUAUGGCCUUUGCUGUCUCCCAGAAGAGACAAAGUGCUGCUUUGACUUGUCUGAUAUCUGCAUGAAUACACAUUCAAACAACACUGAUGGCUACUGUUUUUGUUCUGAACCAGUGGGGGUUCAUUCCUCGGAAGGUACUGAUAGUGUCCUUGUAGAUGUUGGUGUGUGCUGAAUCAAAGCAACACUUAAGAACUUACAAUUUUGGUUGAUUUUGGUGGUGCCAGUGGACUAAAGCGGUAGUGUUUUGCCUGAAGAAGACCACGUUUCCCAUGAGCACCAGCGAGCGCACAGUGUCAAACAAAUCAUUUCAUAUCUGGUCGCCUUCAGUUGGAGCGUGCUUUCUGCUUCCAGUUUGAAAGAUGAACAGCAAUGAGGUCACGAAUGUAAUUGUGGCUAAACAUUAUCAUUUGACAAAUGUUUGAAAAAUAUGUACGUACAUUUAUGACUAAAAUAAUGUGAUACAAGUCAAUUAUUGUCGCUGUCAUUUGUAAUUACUAAAAUCAUUGACAAAUUCCUGCAUACAAUUGGCAAUAAAGUUGGCUUUUAUUUUUACAUUUGUUAAACAAUGUACGUGUGAUUUGUCAGGAAUUUGAAGUAGCGACGGUAUUGCCACUUCUUCUGAGUCUGAUCCCCCACACACUCAUGCUGGCAGAUGCAGGGGCAGAGUGGGGACAGGGUUAGCUGCAGGCAAAGGAAGAAGUAGGGAGAGAAGGAGUAGGAGAGGAAAGUCGAGGGGAAUAAGUAAGAGACCAGAGGAUUUGAACCCAGAGACUCAGCAGAGGAAUCGAGAUCUACAGGAAUGCAGAAUCGCAGAGAUGCGCGCCAGAAUGCAAGCGUUGGACCAUAAUCAAAGCGAUGCACUGUUACAAAAGGGUCCUCAUAAGACUACCUGGCCUGAUUGACAUUUUGGACCUCCUGGAAGACCGUCAUUAUACCGUCACAGAGACCUAGGUGGAGGCAACCUACAUUAGUGCUGCUGCACAAACUGCAUGGAAAUGAAUACUGACCUGGAGAGAAUCUGUUGUGGGAAAACCCCUGAGAACUGUGUCAGCAACAUGGCGCACAUGGAGCAUUACAUUCUUGAUGAAGGGGUUUUGCGAAUGGCAAGGGCCGCCUGGAAUUAUAUGUUUGCUGUUGUGGAGUGUUGCUGGAGAGGAGCAAAGGCAGAACAGACAUAGCAUAUUGCCAGUUUCUGCUCUGGCAGCAUGGCUGCUUAGCUGAGAGACGUGGUUUGGAAGUUUUGACAAUUUGUUACUUUGUUCAGAAUUUACGUUUCACUUGUUCAUGUGUGUUGAAAUAUUUGUGCAAAACAAGACUUCAUUUGUUUUGCACGGGAAAUGGGAACUUUUUGAUUCUCAACUAGCACAUUGUCAUAUCCACAAGACAGUAUCAUUAGUGUUCACUUGGGGGAACACCUUCACCACGUUUCACAUGCAUUCUGACGAGCUCAGCUGUUGUGGGUGACUGUACUAAAGCCAGGAUCCCCAAGUUCCUUGGGGUCAUCUGGCCUAAGGGCCUCUUUGUUGGGAAGGCCACCACCACUUUGCAGCCUCUUCCCAAAAUGUCUCUCUGAAGGUCUGGAAUAUAAGAGUCAUGGUUCUUUUCCUUUACAGCAUUGACAAUUGAGGAUUUAGACUUUUUGUUGUAGUAUUUUCUGUAUCUCAAAAGAAGCACAAAUAUCUGAGAUUUUACCCGGUCCUUAGAUAUGCCAAAAACUUGUGUCCACCUUUGUUUCGUGCUGGGGGCGGCCAUUGUGGCAGUUGUAGUCUAUCGCAGCAAGUAGAGUAUGGGUGCGACUGAAUGUCUCUAGAUUCCUGUUCUAUUGUUGUGUGAGUACAAUACUGAGCACAGUGGCCUGAAUGAAAAAAAAUGUGAUCAAUAUAUGAACUGUGGAAAUCAAAAUCUCCUACUCACACAUACCUGGCGAGUCCAUUCUGCCAUCACCUCGUGAGAAGACAAAGCAAAAACAAACAUUAUAAAGGUAACAUGACAGUAUUUAUCAGUAAUCAAGUAGUAAUAAGUACAAUAGCAUAUAACUGGCAUCUCAAUAAUAUUCAUUGAUAUUUUAUAAAUAGAAAUCAAAGGUGUCUCACCAAGAACGACAACCUCAUCCUUCUCACACAAACGGGUCAGAACAUCAUCAGAGAUCGUGCUCUGGUUCAAUGCAGUUGUUAUCUUGUAUUUUGAAGAAGGUCGGCUCUGCCACCAUUUCCAUUUGCAUGAAUUGGAAGAGAAAUGCCACUUUCCUGUAAUUGUUCCCCAUUGACAGAAUGUUUGUGGAGAGCAUGAAGUCCCCCCCUGCAUCCCAUACUUCAAAAUAGGGGUUGUGAAUUCCACUUCCAGAGAAGGGGCAGAUCUGCAAUUAAUAAAGUAAAUAAAUAGAUAGAUAACAACAAAAUAGAAAACACAGCAAAGCCUCACUAGACAGAUUGAAACUAAAUAAGUGUCUGCCUACCCAUUCGAAAAUGACUACUGUUCAAUAGGGCUUCACUUCAACAUGGUCUUCCUGGACAUUUCACACAAGUUACUCUGUCAGAGUAAUCGCACGCUUCCACAGGAAACUGCAGAUAAGACAUGAACUGCUUCAGGUUAUCUGGAUAAAGGAAGGUAAUCCUCAUCUGAGCUGUCUCCAUUUUCACAGAAUCUCUGGUUUGUCAAGCUCUCGUCCAUUUCUAUACUGCGUAUAACCAUCCAAAUCCAUAAGCAGGAAAAAUAACACAAAAUGCAAUCUAAUUCAUCACAAUUACUUACAUGCUGUUCCUUGGACAUUGACUGCAUCCUCAUUCAGAGAGUCAUGCUGUUCCUCUUCCUCCACAACACUCAGAGAAUGCAUGCUGCAGAUAGAGCAAAUUGUAAGUCGGCUGUAGUCAAAAUAGAAAUAUAUGCAUUUAGUCAACAUUUGUUCCAGCAAAAGACAGUCACACUGAAAUAAAAACUAUGAUGCACAUUGCACUGUCCUGUGCAAUGUCCUUGUGAGCUAAGUGCACGGUGCCCUUUGUGAAUGCAACAACACAGCAUAUCAAUGUUGUGCAAGAGUAGGCAAAGAUUUCUGAACAGAUGACCAGGUUUCACACCCUCAACCAAAACACCCUCAACCAAAGGUAUUACUGCUUUGAUUGACAGAAACACACUUGGCCUCAGCACCUUCCUCCACCGUUUGGACGCCAUUUGUUGGUUGUCCCCUGAGAUCAUUUUGAAAAUUACUAAACACUGCCCAAAAUAAAUGAUAUAAAACUGACUCGAUUUGUACAGCUAUACUCAUAUCAAUAAAACAUGACAAAAAAUCCUAAAUCCUGUUUUCAAGGAAACUUUUACAUAAAAAUCAGUGCAAACUAGUGUCAUGUAAUUUACAAACUGACAGGGUAAUACCAGCAUGCUUCACUGCGGUCAAGUGAGCCGCGAUCAAGGCCCUCCGAAACACUGUUGUGCGAAUACUCCAGUGUUUACGGUAGACUGCAAACUAAUGGUGCAGAAAGUGACAAGCAGGGCUUGCACAGAUAUUUUAAUUUCUAAAAAAAGACCCUUAAUAGUUGACAAAAAUGGAUUCCAUAUUCUUGUUCAGCAGGUGAAGUACUCACUCUAAAUAAGCAGAGUUUCAUACAUUUCUACUGUAGAAAAAUGGAUUUAUUGCACGAUAAGUGCGGUAGAUCGCUGUCGACUCAAGUGUGACAUAUUUUUAUUCAUAAAAAAGGAUCCUUCAUAGUUGAAUUGAAUAUUCUUGUUCAUCAUCAUCAAGUCUUCUACUAUAUAUAUGCUAAGUGUCAUGCAUUUCCACUGCAGAAAAAUUGAGUUAUUGUAUAGUAAGUACGGUGUGAUAGUCAUAAAUCUAUAAUUAUUUACUGCUAUUAUUUACUUCAGUAAGUGACACACAUCUAUCUGUGCAUGACACUUUGCAUACUUAUAGUAAAGACUUGCUGAACAAGAAUAUGCGAUCAGAUUUCUGUCAACUAUUAAGGAUCCUUUUUUAUUAAUUACAAUAUGUCAAUAACCACUUGUAAUGAGUGAAAUGCAUUUGACUUACUGUACAAUAAAUCAAUUUUCUACAGUAUAAAUGCAUGAAACUUUGCUCAUAAAUAAUAAAGGACUGAACAUGGACUCUGUUUUUUAUCAACUAUGAAGGUUAUUUUUUUAGAAAUUAAAAUAUGUUCCCUAACACCUGUAAUGAAUAAAAUGCAUUACACUCACUGUACAAUAAAUCCAUAUUUCUUUAUUAAAAAUGUAUGAACUACUUUACCUGUUGAACGUGAAUAUACAAUCAUAUUUCUGUCAACUGUGAAGGAUUUUUUUUAAUGAAUUAAAAUAUGCAUCAUAACACGUAACACAUGUACAAUAAAUCCUUUUUUUUCCGUGUUUUAAGCGACGACGAUAGAAGGAAGUGACUUAUGCCUUAAAACAAUUGUAUUUUUUUGGAGGGCAGGGUUCCAACCACCCUCCUCAAAGUUAUUUAUUGCUAGUAAAAUUGAUACAGACCCCCUCAGGCCAUGACAGAGAUCCCAAUCUGCUACUUGUAUGAAAAUAUUUAAUUAAGGUUGAAUAACUCUUAAGUGUUGCUUUAACGCCCAGCUGCAAAUGAGACAAAUCCACACAAACAUGAGGGCCCUCACUACAAACAAUGAAUUUUCUAUAUCUGGUGAUUCCGGCAAGGGGUCAGAACAGGAGGUGAAAGGGAGAGGGGAGAUCAUGGUCUUGAAUGUAAUUCAUUGUCAAUGUCAUGAUGUGAGUAAUCAUAGCAAUGUUAUGUUACAUCUGCUAAAAAUCCAAUCCAAUCCAUUCAAUCAUCAUUCCAUAAGGGACAAAAGUGCAGGUGCAAUAAUUAACUAUGCUGCAAUAUCAGUAGGUAAAAAAAACCCCACAACAUUACAAUAUAACUGACCCUUUUGCAAAAAGCCAGGCCAAAAGGAGUUGUUAAAAGAGGUUUAAAAACAAGAAGGCCUGUUGAAUGUGGAAGGGUAGCGGAUCUAUGGAAGCUAAACAAUGUUAAUGCUAAUGUGAAUGUGUUGGAAAGUCGUUUUAGCAUACUGCAUAACGUGGACGCGUAAGAUAAAUGCUGCAAACAUGCAUACGUAGUCAGUUAACCCCCACUUAGUCCUCAGGGUUGCAGGGAGUGUUCCAGCGAUGAAGUGUGUUAGAGUUGUGCUGGCAUGAAGUAAUAGAAGCAUGGAUGAGUUUUACAAAAUCUCCCUUGGAUGAAAUGUGUUGUUUUGCUAGCCAGUGGAAAAAAACUCAUCUUUAAAACUGAGCUAAUUAACUGUUCUAAUUUAAAAAGUGGAUCAAUUAAAACACAUGGGUUGGUGACAGACAGUUUUAAAAAUGGAGCCAAGCAGCCAUGGUUGAAGUUAUGAGAGGCAGAUGAUACACUAUGAUCUUCUUGAUCAUACCUCUGAAAGAAGCAGUUUUGACACCUUAUGUGACAUACAGUAGGAAUGUACAUCUGACAUCAACAUAAAAAAAUAUUUUUUUUAUAAAAACGUUGACCAGAGGAAGCAAUUAUCGUGAGAACAGUCAGAGAAAAGAUAAGAAAAAAAAACAAAAU
Messenger RNA from Synchiropus splendidus (mandarinfish), 12972 nucleotides. It is a transcript of the gene abca7, whose product is annotated as ATP-binding cassette, sub-family A (ABC1), member 7. Bases 117 to 6323 code for a protein of 2068 amino acids. The transcript has 47 exons. NCBI's taxonomy places the organism in Eukaryota, Metazoa, Chordata, Actinopteri, Syngnathiformes, Callionymidae. Gene Ontology annotation, molecular function: lipid carrier activity; ABC-type transporter activity; ATP binding. The record is from RefSeq and is a predicted model, not a curated record. Gene Ontology annotation, cellular component: membrane; intracellular membrane-bounded organelle. Gene Ontology annotation, biological process: transmembrane transport; lipid transport.